UUCUUCUCCUCCGCCGAUCUCCUGCCUCCGCUCCCUCCGAUUCUUCUCCGGUUUCAUCUCCGGUUUCAUCUCUUCGAUUCUAUUUCACCUCUCCGUUUCUUCUCCGGCUUCAUCUCCUCGAUUCUAUUUCACAUUUCCUCGGGCGAUUUUCGAUUUCUUCUCACCUCCGCCGAUCCUAACGAGCUUUGAUUUGUGCUUCUCUCCUCUCCUCCGCUCCUUCUGCUGUUAAGGCCAGUAAUAAGCCUUUGAAAGGUAAGAGGGAGCCUGAAGAUGAUGUUGAUACUAAAGUGAGUCUUAAGAAGCAGAAGGAAGACGUGAUUGCUGCUGUACAAAAGUAAAAAGCUGUGAAGAAGGUGACUAAGAAGGUUGAGAGCUCUGAUUCAUCAGAUUCUGAAUCUGAGGAAGAUGAGAAGGCUAAGAAAGUUCCAGCCAAGAAGGCUGCAACCAAGAAGCAUGCUGCGGCUGCUGCUAAAAAGGCCAAGGUCUGAGAGUUCGUCUGAAGAUGAUUCAUCCUCUGAUGAGGACUCAGAUGAUGAUUCUGAGGAUGAGAAGGCUGUUGCUACCAAGGCUGCAAGCAGUUCAGAUUCAUCUGAUGAAGAUUCUGAUGAGGAAAGUGAAGAUACUACUGAAUGUCUUCAUGGUGCAAUUGUUGUGGAGAAGAUGCGUAGAUACUCAGUUCGAUUUAUCUGAUUUCGUAGAAGGCGAAGGAAGCGGGACUUCUCAAGUAGACAACUCUUUUUCUACAGAGACAGCUACAAAUGUGAACAAUUUGAUGGCCAAUCGAGCUCAAAUACGUCAUGAACAAACACAUCGACAAUUGAAAGAAGAUUUGAUUGAACAUAUUUGGCAAAAAUGGGGCCAAGGUAAUUGACUACAAGCGACUAAAUUAUUUUUAUCAUCAUGUU
Messenger RNA from Arabidopsis lyrata subsp. lyrata, 905 nucleotides. RefSeq names its product nucleolar transcription factor 1-A. Lineage: Eukaryota; Viridiplantae; Streptophyta; Magnoliopsida; Brassicales; Brassicaceae. The coding region runs from base 406 to 690 and encodes 94 amino acids. The record is from RefSeq and is a predicted model, not a curated record. The transcript is spliced from 6 exons.